Alnus glutinosa is the source of this 1836-nucleotide messenger RNA. Its product is annotated as protein ROOT HAIR DEFECTIVE 3 homolog 2-like. Gene Ontology annotation, biological process: endoplasmic reticulum membrane fusion. The coding region runs from base 1 to 1836 and encodes 611 amino acids. The transcript is spliced from 18 exons. Gene Ontology annotation, cellular component: endoplasmic reticulum. Gene Ontology annotation, molecular function: GTPase activity; GTP binding. The record is from RefSeq and is a predicted model, not a curated record. Lineage: Eukaryota; Viridiplantae; Streptophyta; Magnoliopsida; Fagales; Betulaceae.
AUGUACGUUCAAGAUGUCGUGGAAGAGCGCGAAGGAAUGGAGUUUGAAAACAGCGCUAGCGCUUGGCGUGAGGACUCGACGGCGUCGUUGAGACGUUCGAGGAAGAGCACCUUAUUGAAUCAUCUUUUCCAUACAAAUUUCACGGAGAUGGACGCAUACAAUGGAAGGAGUCAAACAACCAAAGGCAUUUGGAUAGCUAAGGGUGUUGGCAUUGAGCCUUGUACAAUUGCCAUGGAUUUGGAGGGUACUGAUGGGAGGGAAAGGGGUGAGGAUGAUACUACAUUUGAGAAACAAAGUGCUCUAUUUGCUUUGGCAGUUUCUGACAUUGUGCUAAUAAAUAUGUGGUGCCAUGAUAUUGGUAGGGAGCAUGCUGCCAAUAAACCUCUUCUAAAAACAGUUUUUCAGGUCAUGAUGCGUUUGUUCAGUCCCCAUAAAUCAACCCUGUUGUUUGUUAUACGUGAUAAAACAAAGACCCCACUUGAACGUUUGAAGCCUGUUUUAAGGGAAGAUAUUCAGAAGAUAUGGGAUGCAGUGCCCAAGCCCCAGGCCCAUGAGAAUACUCCUCUUAGUGAAUUUUUUAAUGUUGAGAUCACUGCUUUAUCCAAUUAUGAGGAGAAGGAGGAGAAGUUCAAAGAGGAGGUUGCUCAACUGAGGCAGCGAUUUUUCCAUUCUAUUUCUCCUGGAGGGCUUGCUGGUGAUAGACGUGGUGUUGUCCCUGCUUCUGGAUUUUCGUUUAGUGCACAGCUGAUAUGGAAAGUUAUAAAAGAGAACAAGGAUCUGGAUCUUCCUGCUCACAAGGUAAUGGUUGCCACUGUCCGGUGUGAAGAGAUUGCCAAUGAGAAGUUAAGUCGCUUGACCUCUGAUAAGGCUUGGUUGGCACUGGAGGAAGCUGUUCAAGCAGCUCCAGUAUCAGGUUUUGGGAAACAACUCAGCUCAAUUUUAGAAAAAUAUUUUUCAGAAUAUGACAUGGAGACAGAAUACUACGAUGAAGGUGUACGAAAUGCAAAACGACGGCAACUGGAGUCAAAAGCAUUGGAUUUUGUUCACUCUGCAUUCACCACCUUGUUGGGACAUCUGCGUUCCAAAGCUUUCGAGAGUUUUAAGAGUAGACUGGAGCAGUCACUGAACAAAGGAGAAGGGUUUGCUACAUCUGUUCGUACUUGUACUCAUUCUUGUUUGCUCGAGUUUGACCAAGGAUGUGCAGAUGCUACCAUAAGUCAGGCUAAUUGGGAUGCUUCAAAAGUCUCUGACGAACUUCAGCGUCAUAUUGAUGUACAUGCAUCAUCUGUUCGUAGUGCAGAGUUGUUGAAAAUGAUAGCCAGUUAUGAGGAACAACUUAACCUGGCACUGACGAAGCCGGUAGAAUCCUCACUUGAAGCUGGUCAGACAGACACCUGGGCUUCAAUAAGAGAAAUUCUUAAAAGUGAGACUCAGGUUGCUGUAGCAAAGCUUUCAACUAACAUUGCUGGUUUUGAGUUGGACCAAGCGAUAGUUGACAAAAAGGUGCAAAAAUUGAGGGACUAUGGAAGAGACUUGGUGGAGAAAAAGGCAAGAGAAAAAGCUGGAGAAGUUUUGAUUCGUAUGAAAGCUAGGUUUUCAACCGUAUUCAAAAAAGACAAUGGAAAGGAUGCACUCUCUGCGUCUCUAAAGCUUUUAUCUGUUAUGGCUGCCAUACGCUUGGAUGAGAAGCCUGAUAAGAUUGAAGAAUUACUUUUUUCCUCUCUCAUGGAUGGUGCUGUUGCUCUUCCAUCUUCUGAGGAUGGGAGCAUUAGAGCUCCUACAAAUGGUCUUGCCUCAAGCACUUGGGAGGAGGUACUAUUUAGUGGUUACUGGUAG